Molecule: messenger RNA, 1030 nt
Organism: Bombyx mori (domestic silkworm)
Lineage: Eukaryota; Metazoa; Arthropoda; Insecta; Lepidoptera; Bombycidae
Gene: eIF4EHP
Product: eukaryotic initiation factor 4E-2
Biological process (GO): translational initiation
Cellular component (GO): cytoplasm; eukaryotic translation initiation factor 4F complex
Molecular function (GO): translation initiation factor activity; RNA 7-methylguanosine cap binding
Source: RefSeq, marked provisional
GAAAAAGGUUAGACACAGAAAAAGAGGGAAUAGGCUGAAUAAUUAUAAAUUAAAGCUAGUAAAAAUAAAUUAAAGUUAAGGAAACUGUAUAUUUGAUUAUUAAGUGUCAUAGUAAAUAUAGACUAUUAUUUACUAAAUAGUCCGAUUGUCCAGAGAACAACGUGUCCUAGGUUAGGCCGUUCUUGAAACAUGUUAAUAUUGUUGGAAUAACAUGACUGAAAGGAAAAUGUGCAAAUUCUACAAUUUAAACGUGCCCGAGCGACGGUCUGGUGAGGCCCAGGGAAUAGCGCAGAACCACGGCAACAACGAAGAUGAUGAUAGGAAUCCCGACGAUCCGUUGGUUCCUUACGUGCCGCCGCACGAACACAAGCUGGAAUAUAGCUACUGGAUGUGGUUUUCAAGGCGGCCCGCCCGAGAUCUUACCACAACACCCACUGGUUACGGCCAGGCGUUACGUUUGGUGGGUCGGGUGGGCAGUGUGGAACAAUGGUGGGGUCUAUAUACACAUCUGGCUAGACCUUCAGAGUUACCUCCACUCUCUGACCUUCAUCUUUUUAAGUUGGGUAUUAAGCCAAUGUGGGAAGAUCCGGCCAAUGUCAAUGGAGGGAAGUGGGUGGUCAGAUUACGUAAAACACAGACGGGUCGUGCAUGGGAAGACUUAUGUAUGGCAAUGCUGGGCGAACAAUUUAUGGUUGGACCAGAGCUGUGCGGUGUGGUACUCUCAGUACGAUUUCAGGACGACCACCUGGCAGUGUGGCACCGGACGGCGUCGGACACGGCGGCGGCGCAUCGCGUGCGGGACGCCCUGCGCCGCAUCCUGCAGCUGCCCGCGUCCGUGCCCAUCGAGUACAAGGCGCACGGAGACUGCCUGCGCGCCACGGCCUCGCGGGCCCCGGACCACGAGCACAGCGAGCCCCCGCCCCGCUCGUAGCGCUCCGCCCCCCUCGCCACUCGUGUGUUCGGUACUCUAGUGCCUCCGGUGACCGCGCGACCGACGCCCGCGCGCUCUCGUCUCUGACCUGAUAUUCUG